AUGUGUGUCAAAGAAGCAGCAAAAACUAGUAUCUUAUCCAGACAAUGGCGGUACAAGUGGACUUCGAUUCAAUUUCUUAAUUUUAAUCUUGAAAGCCUCAGAAUUCCUGUUACAGCGAUUGAUGAUCAAUCUGCUGUCAAUAAAUAUAGCAAUAUCAUCAACACUGUUCUGUUCCGACAUUCUGGUAAUGUUCAAAAGUUUAAAAUGACCAUGUUUAACAAAAAUCGUCAUUAUGAAGUGCCUGAUGAAUUUAUAAGAUGGAUGUAUUAUCUUUUUGAUCAUGGGAUACAGGAAUUAAUCUUGGAGGGUUGGAAUCUCAAUAUUCCAUAUAUAUUCCCAUCUUACAUAUUUUCUUGCAAAUCACUUGUAGUUUUACGCCUUCAAUGUUGCAUUUUUACGUCUCCUCUUUCUAUAAUCGCGUUACCUAAGCUCAAGACCCUUGACUUGAGCAAUGCCAUUGAUGCAUGUAACAGAUGUUUUGAGAUGUUUAUAUCUCAAUGCCCUUUACUUGAAAAUUUGCGUCUAUAUGAUGUUGAUGGGAUUCUAGAUUUAACAAUCAAUGCUCCAAUGCUCAAGUCAUGCGUUUUGAAAGGAACAUUCGAGUCUAUUCACCUCAAGAAUGCUACUUUACUGUCUUUCCUCUACCUUUGUCCUUACGGUACUCAUGGAAGAUCAUUGGAGUAUUUUGAACCAGUGGAUUAUUUUCAAUCGUUUUUUCAAUUGAAAGCGUUGAGAGAAUUGACGGUCCAUGGCGAAUCGAUACAGAAUCUACUUGCAGGAAACUGCCCUGAAGCACGGGUUAAGAACUUACCUGAUCUACGGGAGUUAACGGUAUAUGAAUUGUUUCCUGGAAAUUUAGUUAUGGUGUCCAGUCUGUUUAGCCUGAUUAGAAGUUGCUCAAACCUUCAAUACCUCGAAAUUCAUGUGAAGGACUCUAUAUACAGUAUCUUGCCUUCUCUAGAAGAAUUCUUGAAGGCUAUGGGAGACCCUCCGAAAUGCUUCCAACACGUAAAAUCGAUACAUCUUGUAGAAAUCUCUAGAACAAUGCACGAGAUGGAAUUAGUAAAGUUUCUACUCAUCAACUCCCCUUCUUUAGGAAAGAUGAUUGUCAAGUCCAUACAUAAAGAUACUUGCGAAGAACACACCAAAAUGUUGAAGGAUUUGCUAAGUUUUAAUCGAGCUUCAUGCAAAGUACAAAUUAUACUUCUUAGCCAACAGCUACUAGUUGAAAUUCAUGUUGUUAUGUGCACCUUAUUAAAAAAAUUCAUGUUGUUAAGGCCAAUUUUGCCUUUAAUUGAAGGUUAUCAUAUGAGCUUCUACCUAAAGAAAAGGCGUCAGGUGCCUUUUAUUCUUGGAAGCGGAGAUGGGUAUAAAUUAAUCAUAUGGUGUUACCGUAAUGAGGUUUUUCAACAACACUCGAAGGAUACCAGGGGUAAACUUUUGCCAAAGAAUGUUGAGGCAUUGGUUACCACCCAAAAUUGGUGCCGUGGUUAUCAAGCGGAUGUUGAGGAAGACGUCCUCCUUAUUGGUAAAGAGAUUGAAGCCGAAAGUGCUUCAUCUGCAUAA
Molecule: messenger RNA, 1566 nt
Organism: Chenopodium quinoa (quinoa)
Lineage: Eukaryota; Viridiplantae; Streptophyta; Magnoliopsida; Caryophyllales; Amaranthaceae
Product: F-box/FBD/LRR-repeat protein At1g13570-like
Exons: 6
Coding region: 1-1566 (521 amino acids)
Source: RefSeq, a predicted model, not a curated record